GAGAAGAGGCAGGCGCACGACAGGCUGGCCAGGAGAUACGGGUCCAGGUGCGCCGACGCUGAGGCCGCCGCACUGGAGUGCCUGCAGGGCGUUGCCGUGAAGGGCGACGUGCGCAUGAAGAUGGGGCAGAGAGCCCUCACCCUGAGCAAGCAGGCCAGGCUAGCUGAGCACGAGUACUACGUCAGCAUUGACGAGCUUAACAGGGCGCAGGCCCUGCACGACGAGCACAUGCCGAGAGUGCUGGCAGCAAUCCAGGACAUGGAAGACAAGAGAGGCAAGCUGCUGAAGGACGGGCUGAUGAAGCUCGAGGUCUUCGAGACCUCGUGGCUUCGCAACCUGCAGUACGACCUGGAAUCUGUCGUGAAGGCCGCCGAGGCCGCGGACGCCGGCCAGGACCUGCAGGCGUACAUCCGGCAGAAUCGGUCCGAG
Molecule: messenger RNA, 429 nt
Organism: Prorocentrum cordatum
Lineage: Eukaryota; Dinophyceae; Prorocentrales; Prorocentraceae
Source: the annotation of a GenBank genome assembly